UGUUGUUUGGCGUGGGCUGCCUGGCGCGCAGGCAUAGCCGACUGAAGACAACUCACUUUCGAAACAACCCACGGUUAAAACUAACGUUGACAGAAAACGUCUCUUAAUUACCAACCAUGGAGGACGCACUAUCGAUCAUUAAAAUGGAGGAGGACUGUGACAAUUGUCUGCUCAGUGAGGACGGGGUAGUUGUGUUUUCUUCAGGUGCUUUGGAUUGCAAGGUUGAGACCGACUCAACUGGUUGGUCGUCAUCAUAUGCCUCCUCUAAUGGGACAUUGUCGACAACAGAAGCAAAGGUUUUCAAAGAAGAGAACUGUGAAUCGUUACUUUUCCCGAUGCCCAUCAAAUGCGACAUUGAAGAGACAACAGCGAAGGCCGAAGACUACCUGGAAGAAAGUGGUGAUGGUGCUUUGAAGAUAGGUGGAGCUGACCCCCUUUGCACAGAGCAGACCUCCUCAUCUGCAGGCAUCAAAGCUGAACUGCAGCAGGGUCAAGAUGGAUCAGCCGUGGCUCCUGUCCUGAGCUCUGAGAUGAAUCAUCCUCAUCCAGAUCUAGUGUCACGGUACCAGCUGAAGAAGAUAUCAGUGAGACUGGUAGACUGCUGUACAAGACUUCGUCAAGAAGGAACGAAUGGCAAGAAAAACAAAGAUGGGGAGAAACCUGAACCUGUCUUGUGUGGUGGGCCAGGAACGGAACCAAUUACAUCUGUAAUUCCCCAAUCCACGGCUGUCCCAGUAAUAACGACGCAUGCACUAACAGAGAAACACUGCCGUUCUCUUUGUGGUGAGCACUUCAAUGCCAGGACAAGUCUGACAGCACACCAGCUCAUCCACAGAGGAAAGAAGUCCUACGUCUGCCAACACUGUGGCAAAAACCUUUCAAGUGCAACAAAGCUCAAAGCGCACCAACACAUUCACACAGGAGAGAGGGCCUAUGCCUGCCAACAUUGUGACAAAAGCUUUUCAAGCGCAACAAAACUCAAAGUGCACAACCGCGUUCACACAGGAGAGAGACCCUAUGCCUGCUACCAGUGUGGGAAAUGUUUUACAGUGGCAGCGACUCUCAAAAAACACCAACGCAUUCACACAGGAGAGAGGCCCUAUGCCUGCCAGCAUUGUGGCAAAAGUUUUUCACGGGCGGAGGAUCUCAAACGACACCAACUCAUUCACACAGGAGAGAAGUCAUAUGUUUGCCACCAGUGUAGUAAACGGUUUUCAAAGGCAGAACAGCUCAGACGACACCAACUCAUUCACACAGGAGAGAGGCCCUACCCCUGCCAGCAAUGUGGCAAACAUUUUUCACGGGCAGAACAUCUCAAAAAACACCAACACAUUCACACAGGAGAGAGGCCCUAUGCCUGCCAUCAGUGUGGUCAACGUUUUACAGUGGCGGCAAAUCUCAAAGUACACCAGCUCAUUCACACAGGAGAGAGGCCCUAUGUCUGCCAGCAUUGUGGUAAAAGUUUUUCAGCGGCAGGGAAUCUCAAACGACACAACCGCACUCACACGGGAGAGAGGCCCUAUGUCUGCCAAAAUUGUGGUAAAUGUUUUUCAGAUGGAGGGAGUUUCCGACGACACCAACGCAUUCACACAAGAGACAAGCCUUAGGGCCUGUUCUCAUAUUUCUGGUGACUGCGUUGACGUGAACGCAUUCAAUUCAUUUUCAAUGGCAUGUGACCACGUCCUCGCAAAGGCUCCUUGGAUAGCGGCACGGCAACUUUGACAGUUGACACACGUCAAAAAGUAAAGCUGCCUCAAAGUUUAUGGAAAGUGCUCACGCCAGACGCCGUGUGUCGUCCAAUGAAUAUACAGAAGGUCGGUCAUUAUGAAAUGAAAUAUGAUAUGAAAAUAUAAUAUGAAUUCUGUAAUGAAAUCUGAUACCCUGUGGGAAAAAAUAAAAUCCUUCAAAAAGGAAAAUGGAGGAGCGUUUGAUUGUCGGGGGAACCCAAUACUUGUCCUUGACCUCAUACAGGAAGAAGGCGCUAGAAAACGAGGCCUGGAAGAAAGUGGUAGAGAUUGU
Engraulis encrasicolus (European anchovy) is the source of this 2019-nucleotide messenger RNA. RefSeq names its product zinc finger protein 883-like. The transcript is spliced from 4 exons. NCBI's taxonomy places the organism in Eukaryota, Metazoa, Chordata, Actinopteri, Clupeiformes, Engraulidae. The record is from RefSeq and is a predicted model, not a curated record. Gene Ontology annotation, molecular function: DNA-binding transcription repressor activity, RNA polymerase II-specific; RNA polymerase II cis-regulatory region sequence-specific DNA binding. Gene Ontology annotation, biological process: regulation of transcription by RNA polymerase II. Bases 117 to 1607 code for a protein of 496 amino acids. Gene Ontology annotation, cellular component: nucleoplasm.